Molecule: messenger RNA, 1974 nt
Organism: Dothidotthia symphoricarpi CBS 119687
Lineage: Eukaryota; Fungi; Ascomycota; Dothideomycetes; Pleosporales; Dothidotthiaceae
Exons: 3
Coding region: 1-1974 (657 amino acids)
Biological process (GO): regulation of DNA-templated transcription
Cellular component (GO): nucleus
Molecular function (GO): DNA-binding transcription factor activity, RNA polymerase II-specific; transcription cis-regulatory region binding; zinc ion binding
Source: RefSeq, a predicted model, not a curated record
AUGGUCGGACUUCCCCAAUUUCCCCACAUACUCCAGGCCGAGGCCACCGUCGAAUCCCCCGAACCUUCGAUCUUCAUCUUCACCAUGGAUGCAAGAGAGGGAAGAAUCGGAAAUUCAUUCGCCUGCGAGCGCUGUCGCAAGCACAAAGUCCGAUGUGUUCCAUCAGACAUUGCAAGUAUCUGCCAAAGGUGCCAAAAAGCUCGGGUGGAAUGUAUCGAGCAUGUUGCGCGUCGACGACCAGCAAAACCUAGGGUGGACAGUCAUGCACCUAACAAGAUGCGCGACCUUGACAAGAAGCUGGACAAGAUAUCUGCCAUCGUCGCAACUAUGGCGCCAAAUUCUACGCAAAAUUCUACGCCAAACUCCACGCCUCAAUCUACCCUACCGUCGGUAGCUAUCCUGCCUUCUCAAGUACCUGAAACGGCUCAGCGCACUCCUUCACCACCACAUCCCACAGUACCACCAACAUCUGCCCCAUCAGUCCAAAAGCCUCCUGUCUUCCCGGCUCCUAGGCCUGCAAGCAUCUCUGAGAGCUCCUUAAUGUUUUGGGAGUCUAUCAAUGAUACUCUGUCGUCUCUUGGACGGAUAGAUCCCAUCCUUCGAUCGAUCAGCGUAGUUCACAUGCAAAUGCUACUCGACACGUACAGAACCAUGGUCGACUACUUCCCCUUUGUAUCAUUACCCAACGACUGUUCAUGCAAAGACCUGAUACAACAUCGACCAAUGUUGAUGUUUGCAGUUCUUACCGUGGCGUCUCACGACUCUGUGCUGCUGCAGUUAAAACUGAGUCGCGAGUUUCGCAAAGUCAUCAUGGUGAAAAUUAUGAACGGGGAGAAGAGUCUGGAUCUUCUGCAAGGCUUGUUGGUCUUUAUAGCGUGGCAUCAUCACUACAUGGACUCCCAGGCCGUGUCCAUCCCCAUGCUGAUCCAGAUAUGCGUUGGCAUAGCAUGCGAUCUGGGUCUCGACAAUAUAUCGAAUAUUGCCAGGAGCCCGUUGCAAAGAGAAGAUCCUCGAGACAGGGAAGCAAAGAGAGCAUAUCUGGGAUGCUACUACUUGGUUUCCAACGUUGGACUGAUGGAACCUAACAAAGCGCGCUGCUUGUCUUACUCAAGUACGCUUCGCAACUAUGCUUCUGAGCUCGCUUCUAUCUGGGAGCACAAAUCGGAUGCAGUACUCCCUAUCCUGAUUGAUGUGUGUCAAUUCAUGGAGGACAUUGAGGAAACCUUUCGCGAACAGUCUGGACAAGCAUUGGUCACUCGAUCUCAAGUGAAACGCUUGAACGACAAGUGGGAACACAUUCGACAGGCAUCGAAGCUGCAAGCCACUGAUUUUGAGACUUUGCAAUGGAUACAACUCGCCGCACGAAUACACUUGUAUAGGGCCGCCGCGUCUGUCGACCUCACGGACCGAGAAAGCACUCCAUGGGCUUCAGGCUUCCAGCUCUCAUUGCGCGUUACGUCCCUGCGUUCUGUCGAACAGUAUCUCGACAACAGCGCAAAGCUUUCGUCAACUCAAUUCGAAUACAUCUCAAUAGUCGACUGGCUCAAUAUGAUCUCAGCCAUGACCAACCUGAGCAAGCUCGCAUUACAAUCUUCGCCCACGCCUGGCUGGGACCCCGCCGAGCUCCAGAUUGCAAAAUCGUUCGAAUAUUUCCGGGAUCAGCUCGCAUCGCGAAUGCCACGUGUCCGCGACCCCCACGAGAACAGCGAAGACGUAUUUGAGAGAUUUCGUCGCGUGACAGCGAUCAUGAAGACAGCUCUGCGCAAUUCGAGCGGCAGAUGUAGCCCUAGUGGAAGCACUUUCGAGCUUGCUACAUGUACCGGACGAACUGUGUCGCUGUUGCAGGAUAUUCCCUUGCCGAAGCCCGGUGCAUCGACUAACGGAAUUGAAAAGCUUCCAACCCUGUGGAAAAGUCCUUCAUUUAACAUCAACCACACCGACUUCCCCUGGAAGUUCUUGAUGGGUACUGUAUGA